UUCCGGCAAACAGGAGCGGACUGCCCAAGUGCCAUCAUUCCAUGUGAUAUUUUGGCCAGAUGUGUCGGCUGGAAGUGUCAGGUGUGUGCCGGAUCUGGGUUGGGGGUUUGAAUCCCACCUUGUGUGUCUCCUUGUGUGUGUGUGGAGUUUACAUGUUCUCUCUGUGCUUCGCGGGUUUUCCUCUGGGUUUCCUCCCCCAGUCCAAAGACUUGCAUUGUAGGCUGAUUGGCAUUCCCAAAACCGUCCAUAGUGUGUGAAUGGGUGUGUGAGUGUCUGUGAAAUUGUGUCCUGUGAUGGGUUCACACUCCAUCCAGGGUAUCCCCCACCUUGUGCCCUGAGUUCCCUGGGAUAGGCUCCAGUCUCCCCAUGACACUGUAUAGGAUAAGCAGUACAGAAAAUCUAUGGAUGUAUAUGAGAUAAUAGCUUUUAAAUAAUUUUAAAGCACAACAAUCAUUGAAAAUAAACAGCACAUCAGCUGCAAAAGCCUGGACAUUAGUUUGUAAUUAAUUUAUUGCUAAAAACACAUCUAUAAGAGUGGUAGAGCUUUUUUUUUUUUUUUUUCUUAACUUCCUUGCUACUUCCUCUUUUAAGAAGUAUUUGAAUUUGAGCUGCAUUUAUAAACGUAGGUAUUGUGGAAGAACAAGUGAACAUAUUUAUUUGUUUGUUUGUUUGUUUGCUUAAAGCGCACCUAUUAUGAUUUUGAAGUGUGCCUAAUUUUGUUUUAAAGGUCUCAUACAAUAGAUUUACAUGCAUCCAAGGCCAAAAAACACUUUAAUGUGCACAUAAACCAACCCCCUUCACACUCCAUGAAAGGUAAUAUUUGAAAAAACAUAAUAGGUGCACUUUAAACUAUCUUUACGACUUUGACAGCACUCUUAUUAUGUAAAACGUUUUGCGUCGCUGUUUUUUUAAACCGCUAUCGUUUCCAGCUUCACACUUCUCCUCGCCUGCGUGUUAGUUUUAUCGUCAGUUCUGAUUUAGUUGCUGUCGAGCUCCUGAUUUUCACUGAACAGAGGAAUCAAUCGAGAUGGAGAAAGCAGAGACCACAUCGGAGCUCCAGUCCAGACUGUCGUCCCUGUCCGUUUCCUCUUUCUCCGGCAUCGAGUCCAAAAACUGUGACUCCAACCCGCUGGACAGACUUCAAAGCACAGAUCUUUCUCAGCCCGUAAUACACCCCGACAACCAGAGCCAAAUGGAUGACAACAGCAAUACCAAAGGAUUACAGCAACCCGUCAAGGAUGAGCCAGCAGCAACAGGAGAAUCUGUAGAAAGCAGCACAGCUGAAAAAUCUUCUGACCCUAGAGAGAUAAAAGCCUUACCACCUUUGCAGCCAGCCAACACAUGGACCUCUGUGUCGCUGAAAGAGCUGAAGGAUAAGCUGCGUCAAGAGAAGGACAGUGUGGUUACUAUUUACCGUGGAGACAUUAUGACUGUCCAUGUACCUACCAUCCCUGAGGCCAAGCACGUGUGCUGGGAGUUUGCUACAGAUGGCUACGAUAUCGGGUUUGGGGUUUACUUUGACUGGUCACCUGUUACCACCCGAGCCAUAACGGUGCACAUCAGUGAAUCCAGUGAUGAUGAGGAUGAAGAUGAUGAGCUUGAAGCUGGACCUGUGGUUCCUGGAGAUGUGGAGAAAGGGUCUAAAACAGCAGCCAACCCUAAUUUGGGAGAGAUCCUUCCUAUGUACCGUCAGGACAGUCACCUGACUGUUCAUGGGGGUAGUCACAGUUUCCCAGGAGAAGGCACAUACCUCAUAAAGUUCGACAACUCCUACUCCUUAUGGCGGAAUAAGACUCUAUACUACAGAGUGUACUACAGUGCCUGAGGAACCAAGUGCAUACCUGCAGAUGAAUGUUUUGAUAAUAUAUAUUUUUGGUCAACAUAUAUAAAUAUAUGUAUAUAUAUUUACAACACUGAGAUAUAUACAUAUACAUAUAUCAUUCCUGCUAUAUUCAUACACUGAUUUUUAUUUUGAGGCAAAUUUUAUUGUAUAGAUGCUAAGCCAAACUCGGCUACUCAGAUUUGUCCUUAUCUAUAUGAAAGGUUUUUAAACUUGAGUAGAAUCAUAUAGCUUCUAUGUGCAGAUGUGUUGUGUAUUUUUCAAAUGUGUGAAGAAUUUGUGAAGUACCCAUAUACAUGUUUUGUAUUUAUAUUGUCUCGUCACACCACAACACUUAACUGUGGCCUCAGUAAUCAGGUAAUACAAUGGUUCAGGGAAAGAUGCUUAAGCAAAUUAAUGAAUUGUUCAGUACUAUAUGGUGAAUAAAGAUGGAAAUCAUGAAAGUGUGGAUGUGUGAUGUGGCACUGGCCACUACUGACUCAGGUGAUGAAUACUAAAGGAUAUUUAUGUUCUGAUCACAGUCAAAACACAGCCAGUGCUGAUCCUGCGUUGAUUUAUCUGAGAUGUAUUUACAUGUUUUAUUGUUGUAGCCUCCAAGUACAUUUUCUGUACACUAAUCUAAACUCCAUCUCAUCCAAAUUUUAAUCGGGUUGCUGUGAUUCAAAUGCAAACCCUCAGAGUUACACAUUCAGACUUUCACUAGUUUUUUUUUUUUUGUUUAAAAAAAUUUUUUUUUUUUUUUUUACUGCAGAUGCAACAUCCAUUAACUCAGUCACCAGGGAUACUGGCCACAGUUUGCCUUUUUAUGACUUAAGUGCAAACUAUUUCCUGUCACAUAAAGCCUAGAUGUAAUAUAACUAAUUCAAUAUUUACAUGGCCCACCAGGUACCUUUUCAGUGGAGGGGGGGUGUUGGGGUGGUUUGCCACCUGUUUGCUUUCUGAAUUGGUAGGUAAUAGUAAAGGUUGACAUGCUAUUAAACUAGUAUAGAAACAUUAUAUGUGCUGCUUUCUCUAUGUCUGUUAAAUGAACAAUGAAAAGCUCUGUGUUGACAAUCAUAGUGUUGUAUUUUUUCUGUUUAUUUUUUGUACUACUUGUCAAUGAGUACCAAAACGUAAGUGUGGUCUUGGGAGAUAAUUGCUAUAAUGUGGGUAAUUCAGCAGCUCAAGGGCGUGUUCUGUUCAUACACUUGCACUCAGUGUAUUCACAUAUGGUGGUUUUUUUGUUUGUUUGUUUUUUACUUUUAACAUUCUGGUUAUUUGCAUGUUUCCAAAGGGACCUUUCAGUUGUGCUGCUCAAAUACACAAUACUGAUGGCUGUUGUGCUUUUUUUGUCUACUAUCUUAUUGUUUGUGAUGUAUUAAUAUAUUAUUGGUCUUCUGCUUUUACUCUACUGCUUCUGCUUUUUAUUCAAUAAAUAUUUGUACGUGGUA
Messenger RNA from Ictalurus furcatus (blue catfish), 3270 nucleotides. RefSeq names its product transmembrane p24 trafficking protein 8 (gene tmed8). The coding region runs from base 1028 to 1825 and encodes 265 amino acids. Gene Ontology annotation, cellular component: Golgi membrane. The transcript has 6 exons. The record is from RefSeq and is a predicted model, not a curated record. NCBI's taxonomy places the organism in Eukaryota, Metazoa, Chordata, Actinopteri, Siluriformes, Ictaluridae.